AUGUCGUCCAUCAACCUUACUUGCAGUCUAUGGCUGCUAUGGGUCCUCUCUCUGCUGUAUCUUCCUCUAUUGCAUGCACUCCACUUCAACUAUCCCGAUUUCAGAGACUCUAAUGGGAUGGUCCCUUCCGGGCAGGCCAACAUCACAGAAGGAAUUCUAAGGCUUACAAAUGGUUCACCAAUUACUACUGUUGGUAGAGCUGUGUAUGACAUACAAGUACUACUUUGGGACAAUUCCACUGGGAAGGCUGCCGAUUUCACUACCACUUUUGAUUUUAGCAUCAAGAAAAUGGGAAGUGAUCCAAUUGGUGGAGAUGGGCUUGCUUUCUUCCUUGCUAAGAAUGGAUCCCAAGCACCUGAGAAGUCACAUGGAGGCUGCUUUGGACUCAUUACCAAUUGUACUUUUAACUCUGCCGAUGGGCUGGUGGCAGUGGAGUUUGACACUUUCAGGAACACCUAUGAUCAAGCAAUUUCAGUGUCACUUUAUCCUUCCUUGAGAAUUAUUCAUCCUCCACUGAUGACCAUGAAACUAUUUAUAAUCUUUGGACUCUGA
Messenger RNA from Ziziphus jujuba (common jujube), 552 nucleotides. Its product is annotated as anti-H(O) lectin 1-like. The coding region runs from base 1 to 552 and encodes 183 amino acids. Gene Ontology annotation, molecular function: carbohydrate binding. The record is from RefSeq and is a predicted model, not a curated record. NCBI's taxonomy places the organism in Eukaryota, Viridiplantae, Streptophyta, Magnoliopsida, Rosales, Rhamnaceae. The transcript has 2 exons.